GGAGGGGUUAAUGAGCCGGCCCGGGAGUGUGCCCACAGGCCUGGGGGAAGCCGCCCAGAGCCCGCGACUUCCAUCACCGCAUAUUGCCGCGGACAGCAAUGGGAGCCCCGACGUAGCAGACGCUCUUAGUACAAUCCGGGGAUUCCCCGCCGCUGCCGCCCCCUGACGUCACGGAGUCCCCCGAGGCCCCGCCCCGGUUUCGCCUCCUUCCGCGGGAGGUGCGCGCGGUGCAGGCGCGGGAGCUGCCAUGGAGGGGCCCGGCGCCCCCGGUGUCCCCUGGAAACGCCACAUAGUGCGGCAGCUUCGGCAGCGGGACCGCACGCAAAAGGCACUCUUCCUGGAACUGGUGCCUGCCUAUAACCGUCUCCUAGAGAAGGCUGAAUUGUUGGCCCGGAUCUCAGAGAAGCUGCAGCCAGAGCCAAACGAUGCCACUCCUGCUACGCACCAGGGCCCCUGGGAGGAGGAAUCAGAGCCCGAUUCAGACCAAGUCCCUUCACCAACCACUCUGAGGAUGAAGUGGCAAGAGGAGGAGGAGGGGCUCCGGCUGGUCUGUGGUGAGAUGGCCUACCAGGUGGUGGAGAAGAGCGCAGCCCUGGGCGCCCUGGAGUCGACGCUGGAGGAGCGGCAGAGCAAGCUGGCGGCUCUGGAGGCCCGUGUGGCGCAGCUGCAGGAGGCGCGGGCGCAGCAGACCCGGCACCUGGACGCGCAGCGGGCGCUGAACGUAGCGCAGCGGGCGGCGUACGAGGCGCUCCGCGCGCAAGCCGGGCUCCAGGAGGCGGCCCUGCGUAGGCACGAGGAGGAGGCACGUGACCUGCUGGAGUGGCUCGUGCAGCGCAAGGCGCGCGCUGCCGCCGAGCGCAACCUGCGCAAUGAGCGCCACGAGAGGGCCAAGCAGGCGCGGAUGUCCCUGGAGCUAAAGAAGGCUGCCAAGCGGACAGUGAGCAUCAGCGAGAGUCCAAACACUGUAGGUGAUGGGAUCAGAGAGAUGGCUGAGACUGUGACCCUGACUGCUGAGCCCCUAUCCCUGGAGACUGAGGCUGGUGAGAGGUGGAAGAGGCCCUUCAGGUCUGCCUCCGCCACCUCCUUGACGCUCUCCCGCUGUGUGGAUGUGGUGAAGGGGCUUCUGGAUUUCAAGAAGAGGAGAGGCCACUCUGUUGGAGGAGCUCCUGAACAGCGAUACCAGAGCAUCCCUGUGUGUGUGGCCGUCCAGCCUCCUACCCAGGUUCAGGAUGUGCUGAAUGCCCACCUCUCCGAGGUCAAUGCUGUUUGUUUUGGCCCCAGUAGCAGCCUCCUGGCCACUGGAGGGGCUGACCGCUUCAUCCAUCUCUGGAACGUUGUGGGAGGUCGUCUGGAGGCCAACCAGACCCUUGAAGGAGCUGGUGGCAGCAUCACCAGCGUGGACUUUGACCCUUCGGGCUCCCAGAUAUUGGCAGCUACUUACAAUCAGGCUGCCCAGCUCUGGAAGGUGGGGGAGGCACAGUCCAAGGAGACACUGUCUGGACACACAGACAAGGUGACGGCUGCCAAAUUCAAGCUAACAAGGCACCAGGCGGUGACUGGGAGCCGAGACCGGACAGUGAAGGAGUGGGACCUCGGCCGCGCCUACUGCUCCAGGACCAUCAAUGUCCUUUCGUACUGUAAUGAUGUGGUGUGUGGGGACCAUGUAAUCAUUAGUGGCCACAAUGACCAGAAGAUCCGGUUCUGGGACAGCAGGGGCCCCUGCUGCACCCAGGUCAUCCCUGUGCAGGGUCGGGUCACCUCUCUGAACCUCAGCCAUGACCAGUUGCAUCUGCUUAGCUGUUCCCGAGAUAACACACUCAAGGUCAUUGACCUUCGUGUCAGCAAUAUCCGCCAAGUGUUCAGGGCUGAUGGCUUCAAGUGCGGUUCUGACUGGACCAAAGCCGUGUUCAGUCCAGAUAGAAGCUACGCACUGGCAGGUUCCUGGGAUGGAGCCCUUUACAUCUGGGAUGUGGACACUGGGAAGCUGGAGGGCAGUCUACGGGGACCCCACUGCACUGCUGUCAACGCCGUGGCCUGGUGCUACUCUGGGAGCCACGUGGUGAGCGUGGACCAGGCCAGGAAGGUUGUGCUCUGGCACUAGUGCCAUGACUCCUGCCUGGGCUGGAGCUCUAGUCUAAAGCCUGAAGCCAGAGGACAGCUUCCCGCUGCUCACAGGGCUCCAGAACCAGUGGGGGUGGGGAUAGGGUGGAGGUGGCGGUGGCUUUAGGGCAUUUAGUGGUGAAUAAGGCCUGGCAGGACCUGGCCUGUCUGUUGAAGAGCAAAGUGUGUGUGGUGGGGGGGGGGGGUGGGGGGCUGUGAGGCGGGUUAGUUUUGUUUGUUUGUUUGAAAUCCCUGACUUCUUUCGCUGACAAAAGUGAAAAAAAAUUGCAUCUAAACUGGUGUCUGCUUGCCUUUUUGCAGCAUUCAGGUAGCAGAGAGAUCUUUGGGCUGGUGGCUCCAGGACACCUGUGCUUGGCUCCCUUUCCUCCUCCUGCACAGAGCUGGGGCAGAGCCAGUCUGGCCUCAGUGCUGUUCAUGUCUGAGGAGAAGGCAUGAAGAAAGGCUCAGAGGUGACAAAGGGCAGUGGCUCUUGGAGCCAUGGAAAUUUCACCCUUGGUCCAGGCUGGUCCAGAGGCCAAGCCAAUACCUUGGGUCCUCCUGCUUCAGGAGGGUAGACUGAGCUGUGGAGGGGCCAUGGGAGUUUGAGGAAGGGAGCAGGGGAAGCAGCCCAGAGGGGCUCUGGUGGAAAGGGUUCUAAUAAACCAGAGAGUGAGGUCAGGUACUUAGUACACCAGGCCUGCCUUUAGAUGGGGGCAUGUUCUUGCUCCAGAGGCAGAACCCUGAGUGAAUGGGGAAUAGCCUGAGUAUGUCUGUGUCUUGGGGAGGGCCCCCAUGGGCUGGGCCUGGGUUGGGGCUUGUCGGCAUGACAAGCCUCUGUGGUACUCGGCAGACCCGACAGGGCAGAGCCUGCGCACCCCAGUUCCUUUGUCAACUUCAGGUAUGGAGGAGUCAUCAGCAGGACAGCCAUUGCCAGUCACAAGGCAGUCACAGGAAGAGACCUUCGUCCCUGAGUGAUGGAGCCUUACUUUUGAGAUUCUGCCCAUCUGAGAUUCAAAGGCUUCAAUCCAGAAUUAUCGGUUUUCUCCUUUAUCACAGUAGAAAGUCUCCCUGGGGGUGACUUUGCCAUUUCCAGAAUUUGGAAACCAUUCCCAGGAUGAACAGCAGAUUGCUGAGAGCCUGAACUCCACAGCCAGGCUGUCUGGGUUUGAAUCUCAGCCCACUAUUUAGUAGAGUGGUUUUGAGCAGGUUCCUUAAUAACUUUGUGCCUUAGUUUCCUCCUCUGUGAAAUGGUACGCACCUCAGAGGUUGUUAGAAAGACUCAGUGUGUUGGUAUCUGUGAAGCUCCUGGCACGUGCCAAAGGCUGAGUGUUGAUUGAAUACCCAGUCUACACUCUGCUGACUCUCAGCUCACUCACUGCUCUUGGCCUAGCUGUCCCCUGAGCUCUGGGUGACAUACCCACCUGCCUCCUGGACAUCUCUCCCCCUGACAUAAGCGUCUCUUCCCCUCACAUCCCACAUCCUCUGGCACCAAGGCCUGGAGCCUCUAACCUGGCUGCAAUGCAGGCCACCUUCUCCUAGUCUCGUCUCUCCUCCCAGAACCCUCUUUGCCAAGGCCGGAGUGACUUUCUAAGAUGGCAUGCUCACAGGUACAACCCUCUAAAGUUCCCAGGCUGCCUGCAGAGAAGGUUGACAUUAAAUUCAAAGACCUUAGGAGCCAGCCCGUCGACCUCAGCUGCAUCUUCAUUUCCUUGCUACUCUGUUUUACACAUGGACUUUCCCUCUGCCCAGAAUGUUCUUCCCUCCCACCCCAGUUCCAAUUUGUCUUUCGGAUCUUCUCACUGAGAGCCUUUGAUCGUUUACCAGGCUGGCCAGGGGACUCCUCCAUUCUUGUGUUCAUUGGUGUCUCCUUCCCUCGGGAGCUCUUGGAAGAUGCCAGGAUGGGAACAGAGUAUUCCUUGGGAUUAGGCCUGGCACAGAGAGGGUCUGAGAAGUGUCUAUUAAAUGGCUAAACUCUCUUA
Herpailurus yagouaroundi (jaguarundi) is the source of this 4079-nucleotide messenger RNA. RefSeq names its product autophagy related 16 like 2 (gene ATG16L2). Gene Ontology annotation, biological process: autophagosome assembly. The transcript is spliced from 19 exons. The coding region runs from base 248 to 2101 and encodes 617 amino acids. Gene Ontology annotation, molecular function: protein binding. The record is from RefSeq and is a predicted model, not a curated record. Lineage: Eukaryota; Metazoa; Chordata; Mammalia; Carnivora; Felidae.